AUGUCUUCCCCAAGCAGUAAUACGUCACAGUGUCUCCAUGUUUUGACUAAUUAUAACCAGAUUGCCAUUGAUGUCACACCUGAGGGCGACUGUGUCACAAACAAGCUUGAUGAUGAUGAGGUGUCAGAAGGGGAUGUAAAACUACAAAAGGCUAUCGAGGAAAUGAAGAGACUUGAUCAAAUUCUGUCACUUAAGACGUUUCAAAGUCAAGAAGCCAAGCGACUGAGAAAGGACCGCAAAGAUCAACUUUGGCAAGAACUAAUGCAGGAUACACCAAAAGGGCGCUCUCAAUGUGCCCAUGAAGCAUUUAAUACACGGUCCUUUUUGGCUCUUGAUGCUAACUCUGCAAAAGUGCACCAAGACGCGCUGGACUUUCUACCCGUUUUUGAAACUGAGGCACCUGGUUGUGAGGAUGAAAGUUAUGUAAAUUCAAGGAGUAAUAUUUCUGCAGAGAUUGUAGAGUCACCUGAAGCACAAUUUGAGGAGUCUGAGCAAGUGUUUUUUCAAGAGAGGAGCUGCUGUGAUGUUUCCAAAAGCAAGAAAAAACACAAGGACUUUGUAAAAAAAAACAUUGAGCUGAUAAGCAAAGGCCAAGAUGUUUUAACUCAACCAGAGAAAGAGCGUCUGGAUGAGCUCCUUCGAGAAAUAGACCAAGUGGAGGACUGUCCCGCAGAUGCAGAGGAUGACUUAUGGGCCGUGUCAGUCUCAAGCGGAGUGGGAUACACGCCAGAGCCUCCGGAUCUCCAGCACCUUCAUGACAUUGACUCCCAGAUCAGACUUCUACUUCCCCUUGAAGAAUUUGCCUCUUUGCAAGCAUCCCUAUCAAAUCUCAGUGAGCUUCAGGACGGUGGCUCGGAGACUGAUGGGGACUCGCUGCCAGGAGAGAAGGCCCUGGAGGAAAUAAAGGAGAGGAGACGACUCCAGGAGAUUCAACAGCAUCUGCAGAGGCUGAGCUACGGCCAAGAUGUGACUGAUGAGGACUUGGGCCUGACAGAGGGGCAGCUGCAAAGUCUUCUGGAGGAGUGUGAACUGGCUGAAACCCGGUCCAGAGACGUGGACGUGGACACGGAUACGGACACAGACUUUUCUCCACGCUGA
Knipowitschia caucasica is the source of this 1098-nucleotide messenger RNA. The record is from the annotation of a GenBank genome assembly. NCBI's taxonomy places the organism in Eukaryota, Metazoa, Chordata, Actinopteri, Gobiiformes, Gobiidae.